AUGGAUUACUCCCGGAGCUGGCUCCAGAAGCUGCAGCCGCGGGACAAGGACAGGGAGCGGGGCGCCAAGGCGCCGGCAUCGCCCAACGGCGGCGGCGGCGGCUCCACGAGGAUGGCCGCCCCGGCGGCGGGGGAGGAGGAGGCGCUGUCUAGCGCCACCAAGCAGAAGGUGGCGGCGGCCAAGCAGUACAUCGAGAACCACUACAAGUCGCAGAUGAAGUCGCUCCAGGAGCGCAAGGAGAGGCGUUGGAUGUUGGAGAGGAAGCUAGCAGAUGCAGAUGUAUCUGAAGAGGAGCAAAACAUUAUCCUGAAAGAUUUAGAAAAAAAGGAGACAGAAUACAUGCGCCUACGAAGGCAUAAAAUGGGCGUUGAUGACUUUGAAUUACUCACCAUUAUUGGGAGAGGUGCAUUUGGGGAGGUGAGACUUUGUAGAGAAAAAGCUACAUCCAAUGUGUAUGCAAUGAAAAAGCUUAAGAAGUCUGAAAUGUUACGAAGAGGACAGGUUGAACAUGUGAGAGCCGAAAGGAACCUCCUUGCAGAGGUUGAUAGUGCUUAUAUUGUUAAGCUGUACUGCUCAUUUCAAGAUGAUGAGUUUCUGUACCUCAUUAUGGAGUACCUUCCUGGUGGUGACAUGAUGACUUUACUCAUGCGCAAGGACACACUGACUGAGGAUGAAUCUAAGUUUUACAUUGCAGAGACAAUACUAGCAAUUGAAUCCAUUCACAAGCAUAGUUAUAUUCAUAGGGAUAUCAAGCCUGACAAUUUGUUGCUAGACCGAAGUGGCCACUUGAAGCUUUCAGAUUUCGGCUUAUGUAAACCUCUAGAUAGCAGUAGCUUCCCAAAUCUGAGUGACCUUGACUAUGCAGCAGGUAAGAGCACCAAUCCAUCAUCAGAUGGUGAUAAGCAAUCCAGUAACUCUACUGCCCCCAGGCGGACACAACAGGAACAACUACUACAUUGGCAGAAGAAUCGGAGGAUGUUGGCUUACUCUACUGUUGGUACACCUGAUUACAUUGCACCCGAGGUACUUUUGAAGAAAGGAUAUGGAAUGGAAUGUGACUGGUGGUCACUUGGUGCAAUAAUGUUCGAAAUGCUUGUGGGGUAUCCACCAUUUUAUUCUGAAGACCCAAUGUCAACAUGUAGGAAGAUAGUGAAUUGGAGAAGUCAUCUAAAAUUCCCUGAAGAGGCCAGACUUUCACUAGAAGCUAAAGAUCUCAUUAGCAAGCUAUUGUGUAAUGUGGAUCAGAGACUUGGAACAAAAGGUGCACAUGAGAUAAAGGCACAUCCAUGGUUUGGAGGUGUUGAGUGGGAGAAACUAUAUCAGAUGGAAGCAGCUUUCAUUCCUGAGGUUAAUGACGAGUUGGACACACAAAACUUUGAAAAAUUUGAGGAGACUGCUCCUCCAAUGCAAACUUCAUCAAAGGCGGGUCCUUGGAGAAAGAUGCUUUCCUCCAAGGACGUGAACUUUGUUGGUUAUACCUACAAGAACUUUGAAAUUGUGAAUGAUCCUGAACUUCCAGGAAUUGCUGAGCUGAAGAAAAAGAACAAGCCAAAGCGACCAACCAUCAAAUCGUUAUUUGAGACUGCUGAUAGUGAAGAUCAGCCUUCUGAUGGCAGUUUUUUGAACCUAUUACCCACACAAUUGGAGCUGCCUGAGAGCCUUGAGCCCUCCCCUCACUCCAGUAUCUCUUCUGAGGAUUCCCAAGCACGGAAUAGGUAG
Molecule: messenger RNA, 1719 nt
Organism: Miscanthus lutarioriparius
Lineage: Eukaryota; Viridiplantae; Streptophyta; Magnoliopsida; Poales; Poaceae
Source: the annotation of a GenBank genome assembly